Molecule: messenger RNA, 1440 nt
Organism: Letharia columbiana
Lineage: Eukaryota; Fungi; Ascomycota; Lecanoromycetes; Lecanorales; Parmeliaceae
Exons: 4
Coding region: 1-1440 (479 amino acids)
Biological process (GO): proteolysis
Molecular function (GO): metallodipeptidase activity
Source: RefSeq, a predicted model, not a curated record
AUGGCGCCUCAAUUGGACGGCUACUUUAAGCAGGUGGACAAGCUAUCAGAAUCCUUCAUUGAACGUCUCCGCAAAGCAGUAGCCAUACCGUCCGUCUCCGCAGAUGACGAACGCCGCCCUGAUGUCGUCAAAAUGUCCGAAUUCCUCGUCUCUGAACUCACCGCCUUGGGUGCACAUGUCGAAUCCCGUCCACUCGGCCUCCAACCCGGCAAAAAGGAUCUCCACCUACCUCCUGUCAUCGUCGCUCGCUAUGGCUCCUCUCCUAACAAACGCACUAUUCUCCUCUACGGUCAUUACGACGUGCAGCCUGCUUUGAAAGACGAUGGCUGGGCUACGGAACCAUUUACGCUUACUGUUGACGACAAGGGGAGGAUGUACGGGCGUGGUAGCACAGAUGAUAAGGGUCCUGUCCUAGGGUGGUUGAAUGCUAUACAAGCACACAAGGAGGCCGGUGUGGAACUGCCAGUGAAUCUACUGAUGUGCUUUGAGGGCAUGGAGGAAUAUGGAUCUGAAGGGCUGGAUGAUUUUAUAGAGAAGGAGGCGACGCCCGGAGGGUUCUUCGAGAAGGCGGAUGCGGUCUGCAUUAGCGACAAUUACUGGCUAGGCACCGAGAAGCCCUGUCUGACAUACGGACUCCGAGGCUGCAACUAUUACAGCGUCAGCAUCAGCGGCCCAGGCCAAGACCUUCACAGCGGUAUCUUCGGCGGUUGUGCACAGGAGCCAAUGACAGAUCUUGUCCGCGUACUUGGGAAGCUGGUCGACACAGACGGCAAGAUUCAAAUACCGGGCAUCAAUGAGAUGGUUGCCCCCGUGACCGCAGAGGAGAAGUCACUGUAUGGAGAUAUCAGCUACACAAUGGACAACCUCUAUGAAUCCCUGGGCAGCAAGACCGGCAUCUUCCCUGACAAAGAGAAGACACUCAUGGCGCGUUGGCGUUACCCUUCUCUCAGCGUACACGGAGUCGAAGGCGCCUUCUCUGCCCCUGGAGCCAAGACAGUCAUUCCAGCAAAGGUCGUGGGCAAGUUCUCAAUAAGAACAGUGCCAGAUAUGGAAUCGGAAAAAGUCGACUCCCACGUCUUCAAAUAUGUCAAGGACGAAUUCGCCAAGCUUGGGAGCAAAAACACUAUCGACAUCCGCCUGAUACAUGCGGGUAACUGGUGGGUAGCUUCACCUAAACACUGGAAUUACACAGCCGCAGGACGAGCAGUGGAGAAAGUCUUCGGCGUCAAGCCAGACUUGACAAGGGAAGGAGGAAGCAUACCGGUGACCCUGACCUUUGAGAAAGCGACCGGCAAGAACGUCUUGCUGCUCCCCAUGGGUAGCUCGACGGAUGCUGCGCACAGUAUCAACGAGAAGUUGGACCGAAGGAAUUACAUCGAGGGGACAAAGCUCUUGGGUGCAUAUCUGCACUAUGUGGCAGAAGAGGAAAUGAAAGCUUAA